Dryobates pubescens (Downy woodpecker) is the source of this 937-nucleotide messenger RNA. It is a transcript of the gene IL6, whose product is annotated as interleukin 6. NCBI's taxonomy places the organism in Eukaryota, Metazoa, Chordata, Aves, Piciformes, Picidae. Gene Ontology annotation, cellular component: extracellular region. Gene Ontology annotation, biological process: positive regulation of cell population proliferation; immune response; T-helper 17 cell lineage commitment. The coding region runs from base 215 to 937 and encodes 240 amino acids. The record is from RefSeq and is a predicted model, not a curated record. Gene Ontology annotation, molecular function: growth factor activity; cytokine activity; interleukin-6 receptor binding. The transcript is spliced from 4 exons.
GCCCCCCCGGGCCAGUUUCACAAUCCCGCAGCAUUCGGACGGGGCAAGCGCUCGGUCGCGCACACACCCCCGUGUUCUCAUGCCGGAUUUUCCCGGGCCAUGAAUAAUCUCGAAGCCCCCUCGAUAAAUACACGUUCAGGGAUGCCUGGAGCUCAUUCAACCCACCAGCCUCACCGACGAGAAGGGGCCGGGGCCGGAGCAGAGAAGCCGCACCAUGAAGUUUCCCCAGGGCUGUGACUGUGAUCAUGACUGUGGCCGUGACCGCUCUGGCCGCCGCCGGCCGCCCGCCCUCCGCGCCGCCGUCCUGCCGCCGCCGCUGUUGCUGCUCUUGCUGCUGCCGCGGGCUGCCGCCGCCCCGCUGCCCGCCGCCGACUCCUCGGGGGAGGCCGAACUGGAGGAGGCGGCGGCGCGGAGAGCGGCGCUGCCAGAUUCGGUGCGGCUGGCCCGGCUGCUGCACGACCGGGCCACCCAGCUGCAGCAGGAGAUGUGCGAGAAGUUUACCGUCUGCGAGAACAGCAUGGAAAUGCUCCUCCGGAACGACCUCAACCUCCCAAAAGUGACAGAGGAAGAUGGAUGUCUGCUCACCGGCUUCGAUGAGGAUAAAUGCUUGAGGAAGAUCUCCAGCGGGCUUUAUACAUUCCAGACAUACCUCGAAUACAUAAAAGAAACUUUUGCUAGUGAAAAGCAAAAUGUUGAAUCAUUGUGCUAUAGCACAGAGCACCUGGCACAUACCAUAAGACAGAUGGUGACCAAUCCUGAUGAAGUGAUGAUUCCAGACCCAGCUACCCGGGAAUCCCUCCGUGCAAAGCUGAGGACCAGUAAGAGCUGGAUAGAGAAAAUAACCACCCACCUCAUCCUGCGAGACUUUACUUCCUUCAUGGAGAAAACUGUGAGGGCCGUUCGCUAUCUGAGAAACACCGGGAGUUUCAGUGCCUGA